AGAGCACGGGCCGAGGGGGCCACCCCGGGGGCGCGGCGCCGCUCGGGGCGCGGCGAUGGCGUGGCUCGACGGGGGCGCGGCCGCGGAGGUCGAGGGCUUCGCGCACCGCUGGGGCCUGCCCGCGCGGGAGACGUCCGAGCUGCUGGGCGGCCUGGCGCCGGAGGUGCGGGCCAGGAUCCUCAGGGACUUCAACGGGGGUGGCACCAAGGACGGCAAUGUCUUCGGCCGCUUGCAGGCCUUCGCUGCCUCCCUGCAGCACAAGUGGGGCGACGCACCGUCGGAGGCCCGCGCGGGCCCACCGAGGCAGCCGCAGCCGGCGCCGUGGAGGCAGCCGCCGCCGCAGCGCUGGGCCGCGCAGCCCGCCCCGGGCGUGGAGCAGGCGGACCCCUACGAGUGGUCGCGGAUCAUCGGCCUCGGGGAGGAGGAGGCAGGCCUCGUGGCGGAGCUGCCGCGGGACGUGGCCGAGGCGGUCGUCCGGCAGUUCGACCCGUCGACGUCCAGGGACGGCAACGUCUUCGGCAGGCUCGUCGGCUUCGCGCGCUCCGUCUGGGCUCAGCGGCUGGGCCUGAACGCCGCCCAGAAGCAGGAGGCCGUGCAGACCAUGCGCAGCCUGGGUGAAGCGGUCCAGGCACGGGUGAUGGCGAGGUUCGACGUGUCUGGCACGAAGGACGGGAACGUCAUAGCCCGCCUGCAGAGCUUCGCGCGCUCGGUGGCCUUGCGGCACGACGGCGCGGCGCCGCGCGGGCAGCCAGGGGCAGCCUGGCGCGCGGCCCUGGGGCCGCCGGCGGAGCGCCCGCCGGCGCCCGCCGCCGCGCCGUGGGCGGACAGCGGUGUCGCCCUCGGGGCCCGGGCGCGGUGCCUCCCACGCGUGGGCGGCAGGCAGAUUCGCGCCCAGGGUCUCGCGGGCCGGCUGGCGCACUUCGCGGACCGCCUCGGCUUGGACCAGGGCUGCCGGUCCUUCCUGCAGGGGCUGCGGGAGUUUUCCUUGCGGCGGCGCGCUGGCACUCCGCAGCCAGGCCGCGGGGGCGCCAUGCUCGCCGGCGCCGCGCUGCUACCCACCAGCGGCGCGGACCGGAGCGCCCAGGAGAGCGGCGCCCUCCUCGCCGAGCGCGCGGUGCGCCCGCGGCCUCCCCGCGUGCGCGGGGCGCCCGCCGCCCUCGCGGGCCUCUGCGCGGCGGCGGCGGGCGCGUGCCUGGCGGCCGCCGGCCGUGCAGGCGGCGGCGAGACCGCGCUGCGCGCGGCCGCGCCGACCAGGCGCAUGGGGGACGGCAUCUCCCAGGUCAUCUACAUCGUGAGGCACGGCGACAAGUACAGCAGCUACCCCCGCUGCAAGCCGGGCGAAGACCCCAUGAACGGCUCCAUGUGUUUCGACGACGAGGCGAUGGGCGACAACCCCCCGCUGACGGAGUGCGGGGUGAUCGGCAGGCGAACCACACGGCAGGCUGGAUCAUGGAUCAGGCUGCAGAGCGCGGCAUCCAGCACAUUGUCGCCUCUCCCUUCACGCGCACCCUAA
Prorocentrum cordatum is the source of this 1513-nucleotide messenger RNA. The record is from the annotation of a GenBank genome assembly. Lineage: Eukaryota; Dinophyceae; Prorocentrales; Prorocentraceae.